Molecule: messenger RNA, 2319 nt
Organism: Miscanthus lutarioriparius
Lineage: Eukaryota; Viridiplantae; Streptophyta; Magnoliopsida; Poales; Poaceae
Source: the annotation of a GenBank genome assembly
AUGCUCGGGCGGUGGCGGCGACCUCAGCCGAGCCGAGCGACCUACAGAGACGGGAAGACGCCCGGCACGCCACAAUCCAGGGCCGGCGCGGCCAUGCUCGGGCAGUGGCGGCGACCUCAGCCGAGCCGAGCGACCUACAGAGACGGGAAGACAUCCGGCACCCCGCGGCAGCAGAUGAUGCAACCACCACGCAAGAUCCCCGCGGCAGCACGCGCCUCGAUGGUCUCUUUGACGGCAGGCCUCGAUCCAAGGCGGCCGCGGCCACGCCCUUCAGCGCGUGCUAGCUGUUUUGAAGGGUGCUCGUGUCAUGAUGAACGUAGAGAUCAUAAGUCAGACUUUGAAGUCUCUGAAGAAGAAAAGAAGGCAAGAAUGGGCUCUUUGAAGAAAAAAGCAAUAGAUGCAUCAACUAAGAUUAGGCAUUCAUUAAAAAAGAACAGGAGGAAGACAGAUGUUUCAAUUAAUGAUGUGUAUGGUCACCGGUGGAACAUUGGAGGCAGCUGUGAUAACACAAACCCUUUGGCCAAGGGAAGUGGCAUUCACCUCAACCAUUCUGAGGAUGGUGAUGCCGAGGGUGCACGCUGGAGGCGGCGGUGCGAAAGUCCCCCGGACCCUUCGGCGGCGGCGGCGGCGCGCGGUUAUGCCGAGAGGCUCCCAGGUUUCAUCACCGUGCUCUGCUGGAGUUUUAGCAUUUACAGCAAGGAUAUGGAGUACACCCCCUACGCAGCAAGUUCCUCUGUAUCCCACAUUUCACUGCUCGAGGAAGUUCUUGGCUGGAGGUUCUGGUUUUGUUCUCUGCUAGCUUUCUUCUACCUUAUCGCUGUAAGUUUUCAGUCUGGUCAGUCCAAAGUUCGGUGUGUAUUGGUUACGCUAUCUUUCACCAGCCUUCACUUUGGAUGGCGUGACAUUAGGUAUACGAUCAUCAAGGAAGUUGGUGAUGGAACAUUUGGGAGUGUUUGGCGUGCAACCAAUAAGGAAAGUGGUGAAGUGGUUGCGAUCAAGAAGAUGAAGAAAAAAUAUUAUUCUUGGGAAGAGUGCAUAAACCUCCGCGAAGUGAAGUCCCUGCGAAGGAUGAACCAUCCAAACAUUGUGAAGCUCAAAGAAGUCAUAAGAGAGAAUGAUAUGUUGUUCUUUGUUUUUGAGUACAUGGAAUGUAGUCUUUAUCAACUGAUGAAGAGCAAAGGGAAGCCCUUCUCAGAGACUGAAAUCCGAAACUGGUGCUUUCAAAUAUUUCAAGCUCUGAGUCACAUGCAUCAGCGUGGAUAUUUUCACCGUGACCUCAAGCCUGAAAAUUUGCUUGUUACAAAGGAGCUCAUCAAGAUAGCGGAUUUUGGGCUUGCUCGUGAAAUUUCUUCUGAGCCACCAUAUACGGAAUAUGUGUCCACUCGUUGGUAUCGUGCCCCUGAAGUUCUUCUACAGGCUACUGUUUACAAUGCAGCAGUUGACAUGUGGGCAAUGGGUGCCAUUAUCGCUGAGCUUUUUUCACUGCGACCACUUUUUCCUGGCUCAAGUGAACCAGAUGAACUCUACAAAAUCUGUAGCAUUCUUGGCACUCCGAAUCAGCGCACUUGGCCUGAAGGACUGCAUUUAGCAGCAUCUAUAGGUUUUCAGUUCCCUAAGUGUGAAAGCAUACAUCUUUCGGAAGUGGUUCCCUUAGCAAGCGAAGAUGCAAUCAGCCUUAUUUCGUGGCUUUGCUCAUGGGACCCACGAAGAAGGCCAACAGCAGUGGAGGUUUUGCAGCAUCCCUUCUUUCAGCCAUGCUUCUAUGUCCCUCCUUCACUUCGCUUCAAAUCCACCGGAUAUGCAUCAACGCCACCAUCAGCUGGGGCUAAAGGAGCUGUGGAUCAGAAGAACAUCAGGAGAUACUCCAUGGGGACUGUACCCAAUGCGAGGCCAACAGUUAAUUACUCGUACUUGAGCAAUAACGCUCCAGCAAGAGCAGCUGGUGUGCAAAGGAAAUUGGAGUUGGAUCAUCAGCUCCCAGACACUAACCAUAAGGCGACAAAGGCGAACGUGAUGAAUCAGUCUUGGUCCAGACCAGCAGCAGUAAGGAGCAAUGGGAAUUACCUUGCCAAGGAUCAGAACCCCCGUGCACCUGACCUUGCCGAGAAGCUGUCUCAGCUGUCAAUGGGCCCCAACAGGGUGUCGGGUUUGGGUUCUGAGAGGUUUGCUACAGACCUGAAGUAUCGAACCCAUGGGAACACUGUCAAGCGCCCCUUGCCCGUGGGAUCCAGGGCGUGGCAUGGCCCAGCCGAUCCCUUCCGGCGCCCAUACGAGAUGCCAGGUGAUAGGGCUCUCCUUCCAAGGAAGCUCGUAAGCUGA